Lates calcarifer (barramundi perch) is the source of this 1609-nucleotide messenger RNA. It is a transcript of the gene ubxn1, whose product is annotated as UBX domain protein 1. The coding region runs from base 61 to 984 and encodes 307 amino acids. The transcript has 10 exons. Gene Ontology annotation, molecular function: protein binding. The record is from RefSeq and is a predicted model, not a curated record. Lineage: Eukaryota; Metazoa; Chordata; Actinopteri; Centropomidae.
AUUCUAUUUGACCCAUGUGGGCUCCCGUACUGCCGAAACGGUGUUGGCUGAUGUGUCAAAAUGGCAGAGCUAACAACACUAGAGAGCCUGCUGGAGAUGGGCUUUGACAGAAACAGAGCGGAGAAGGCAGUGGCCAACACAGGGAACCAGGGGAUAGAACAAGCCAUGGACUGGUUAAUGGAACAUGAGAAUGACCCUGACAUUGAUGAGCCCUACGUGCCGCCUGUGGGAAACGUCCUGGGAGGAGAAGCACACAGCCAGUCCAGCACAGAACAGCCAACACUAGCCGACACUGCUGAAGAGACAGCAGGUGGAGACAGCAGCUUCAUAGAGAACGACCAAAGUGCAAAGCGGCCAAUGACAGAGGAGGAGAAACGUGAGCAAGUCAGAAGGCUAGAGGAGCUGAUGCGGGUGAAGCAGGCGGAGAGGAGAGAGCGCGAGCGGGCGGAGGAGGUGGAGAGGGAGAAGCAGCGGAGGAGGCAGGGCCAAGAGCUGCAGCAGAUCCGCCAAAAACUGCAGGAUGACGAUAUGAAGAAGCUAGCUGAUCAGCGCAGGAAAGAGAAGAUGGAGGACAAAUUGGCAAGACAAAGGGUUAAAGAGAAGAUAGCACGAGACAGGGAGGAGAGAGCGCAAAAGUUUGGAGGUGGAGGACCUCCGAGCACAGCUGCAUCAUACCAACCUGCCCAGCCCAGCCCCUCAUCACCCACCAGUCAGGGACCUCCACCCACUAAGAAGGAGUAUGAUGAGUCCAGGAUACAGGUGCGCCUGCUGGACGGCUCGACCAUCACGACAGUCUUCAAGGCCCAGGAGCCGCUGGCGGCGGUGCGCGUCUAUGUGCAGAUGAACGGCAACACACCCGAGGGUCAGGACUUCACGCUGCUGUCGCCUUAUCCCCGUCAUGUCUACACUGAACUGGACAUGGAGAAGCCCCUUAAAGAGCUGGGUUUGGUGCCUUCAGCUGUGCUGGUUGUUACCAAAAAGUGAGAUCAGGAGGAUCUGCUCUGUGAGCCUACCUCACCACUUCACAGCAUCACCACCAGACACCAGAAACAGACUGAUCCAGGAACAGAGACACCACCUUUUAGUAUCACUCAACAAGCCAGCUAACUGAACUAAAGCAGAGAUGGAGCUGGAGACUGUGUUCAGACAAUGUGUAAUACCUCUUAAAAUGAAGAUAUGGAUAAGUUACAAGGAAAAAUGGUUUGUUUUUUCAAGACUUAACUGAACGCAGCCCCUUAUCAUUUUGUGCUGAUUUCACUGGCUGUAGAUUGGUGUGUGCAGCGAGCUUGACAAUGACCUUUAUCGAUAGAGAACAAAGUGAAGAUAGCUGGCUUCUGACUGAUACUGCUUCAAGGAGCACUGCUCAUGGUCUCAGCAACACAUUUACAAAAACUACACAGAACAAAAUUGUUCAGUUUUAACCUGAUCCUUACAUAGCAAAGCACCACACACGACCUACUCGACUGGUUCCGAACGGGCCUUAAAUUUAAUCCCCACGAUUUUGUGACAUUCUACUUUGCCAGUUUUUUUUUAUAAGUUAAAAUAUAUUGACAGUUAUGUCUACAUAAUCACCAAGAAUCUACUUACAAUAAAGCUGACUUGGAGAAUU